AUUACAUGAACCCUCGAAUGACUAUGAACAACAGAGGCUAGCAACCUCAAUAGCAAAAUGGUCUUAGAAAUGAUUACUAAAGUGUAGUUUAAGUAAAUAGUGUAAUCAUUUUAUAAAGGGUAUCUAAUCUUUAUUGGGAAUCUCAUUUUCAGCAGUUUAAUUGUGCAUAUUUGGUUCAAUGUUGAUGGAUAAAACUAAAAAGUUAUUGGAAUUCUUUAAAUCGGGAGCUGUCACUUCAAUUAAUAAACUUUUAACAUUGCUCCGAAUCAAGCAAUUUCUUAAAGGGGAAUUGACUAUGACUUAGAUAGGUAAAUCAGUAGUAAACACUAGUACUCAAAUUGGUAAGUAAUGGAUAAUUGCAAUUCGAUUGCUUUUGUUAGUUGGUAUUCUUAAAUUAAAUAUGCAGUCAUUCUAUUGAUUGGUGCGUUGUUGGCACAUAUGAAGAAGAAAAUCAAAGAAAAAUAAGAAAUUGAAGUUGCAUUAAAGCAAUAAGAAAUCGAAGAAGCAGAAGAAUAAUAAUAAUAAGAUAAUCAAGUUGACGCAUCUCAAUUACCUAUACAAUAAAAUGAUUUUUGGAAUCAUAGUGAAGAAAACACAUCGAAUUAAGAGUAAUAACCUUAACAGUAACAAUAAUCAAACCCUGUCCCAACAAUUAACUACCUUAAUGAUCUCCCAGUAUUCUCCAAUACCGGUAAUCCAAGUAAGCCAUGGAUGAAAUGA
Paramecium octaurelia is the source of this 720-nucleotide messenger RNA. The record is from the annotation of a GenBank genome assembly. NCBI's taxonomy places the organism in Eukaryota, Ciliophora, Oligohymenophorea, Peniculida, Parameciidae.